Molecule: messenger RNA, 363 nt
Organism: Colletotrichum orchidophilum
Lineage: Eukaryota; Fungi; Ascomycota; Sordariomycetes; Glomerellales; Glomerellaceae
Exons: 1
Coding region: 1-363 (120 amino acids)
Source: RefSeq, a predicted model, not a curated record
AUGCUCAUGCACUCACUCCAUGUCGCCCGCCUCCUCAUCUCAUCUCAUGUCUCGCACCCAGCCAGUCUCGCCUCACCACGACUCGCAUCCCUAACCAUCCCCAUAUGCCUUAUUGGACAAGAGUUGUGGAACAAUCUCAAGGGAGAGUUUAAACAUUCUAGUUUGUUUCAUGCGGCCAAACGGCAUCUUAAUGGCAGCCGUUUCUGCGCAGUGGUGAAGGAGGAGACGAUCACACGCAAAGGAAACAAGACGACGUUGGUGUUGGUUCCCCCCUCUCGUCUGCAGGGUCCUCACUUUCCUGGUGCGACGCGAUCGUCAUGCUUCCAUGUUGAGACGACCUCAUGGUGUUCUCACCAAAUGUAG